UAAAAAGCUAUGAUAGACAUUUUAAAUGAAUUGUGUUAUUACCCGUGUGUACCUUACAUUUUGAUUGUAUAAUCUAUAAUAGGUAUACGUGAAUCAGACUUAAGAGAAGAAAUGUUUUGGAAUUCCUCCGUCUGAUGGUUAAAGGUUGUUGCCAGCUCGCUGGCUGGGUAACGUUACCUUGACAUCAUGUUAGCUUAGACAGUUCAGGGUAGCAGAUCCAUGACAGCAAAAACAAGCCGACUUACCUCAUUCACGGGCUAUCAUACAAGAUGAAGUAUAGCCAUAGGAUACACAUACCUGAGAUUUGAAUGGAUUCACGCCUUGUCCUUUUUGAAAACUCAGUGAUAGCUCGUGGUAGUGCAGGGUAUUAUGCUGUGUUGUUUUGGUUUUGAGUUGGCUUGAUCACAGCUGAGUGUAUGUAGCCAACUUGGAUAAUUUCUCACCGCUUGCCACAUUUAAAAUAUAUAUAUAUAAUUUGGUGUUGAGAAGAAUAGCCAGCUGAGUGCUGGUUGCAACGAACUCAAAGAUGAUUGAGGUGGUGGCCUCCAUGGCACGCGGCCCGGUGUUCCUAACCGGGGAGCCACUGGAGUGCCUUAUCACGUUCACCAACCCGAUGUCUCAUCUAUCCACUUCUGCUAGCAGUGAGAUGCUGGCGUGGGCCAGUGCUCAGAUCCACUGCCAGUUCCACGCCAGCGAGAGCAGGGUGGCGCUGCCUUCUCAGGGCAACAAGCAGGACGUGCAGGCAGAGAGCGACACGGUGCUCAUUCCCAGCAGAGGAGAGAGGGGGCAGUGUAUCCUCGACACGCCGCCAAAGAUCCUCUUUUGUGACUUGCGCCUGGAUCCAGGAGAGAGUAAAACCUAUUCCUACAGUGAGGUUGUGCCCACAGACGGUCCACCCAGUUUCAGAGGGCAGGCGGUGAAGUAUGUGUACAAGCUGACCAUCGGCUGCCAGCGGGUCAAUUCCCCAAUCAAGCUGCUACGUGUUCCAUUCAGGGUGCUGGUGCUGCAUGGCAUGCCGGAAUCCUGUUUUGUCCAGGAUGAGGAAGUGGCCCCCUCAAACCCCUUCCUGGAGGAGGAGGAGGGGGGAGGCAGCAACCGCAGGGACAGCCGGGUCCUGGAGAGGGCGCUGGACAUGCUGAUGAUCACCACGUCCCGCCGCUCCCCCAAUCUGUUCAACAUCACUAACUCCCGGGGGAAGGUGGCCAAGUUCUGUAUCUUCAAGUGUGUCUACCGGCUCGGGGAGGACAUCGUCGGCACUUUCAACUUCUCCGAGGGGGACAUCCCUUGUCUACAGUACUCUGUCAGUUUACAGUCCGAAGAGGAGGUGAACUCUGCGUACCAGAGGAGGCCAGUUCAACCAUUGAGCGUGACCUCUCAUGGGCGCCACCUAGAGUCCUGCCUGCACACUGCAUCCAGCCACUUCUCCUUACCCAUACCUCUCAACGUGACACCAGGAUUCAGCACAGACAUCAUCACUCUGAGAUGGCGUCUGCACUUUGAGUUUGUGACAUCCAGAGAGCCUGUGGAGUCACCCACCGUACUGCAGAACCAAUCAGAAGUCACCAUCUGGACGGGAGCAGAGCAUGUGGACGUGGACACUUUCAGCUGGGACUUGCCAAUCAGAGUGCUUCCCACCAAUCCAGCACUGGCAUCUUAUGUUUCCCACUUUACAGGGACCAACAGCAUAAACAUUUGAUAUUGCUGUUUGUGUGUGUGUGAGGGAGUGUGCGAGCGAGAAAGUUGGGACAGUUUGUGUGUUUUCACUAAUAAGGGGAUUCUAUUAUGUAAUUACAGAGGUGUGGUGUCCGUGUGCGUGUGCGUGUGCGUGUUUUAACCAUCUCUCUAAACGGUUGCCUAUGCACUGUGGGUAAAUCUCUUGAAAUGUAAUCAAGUUGGAUUUUAAUGUUUGAAGUGUGUGUGUGUGUGUGUGGAGUGUAUGUGGAUUUGUUACUAAAUGCUUUUUUAUUAUAUUCCUCUUAUUGCAACUACAAUUUUGUUUUAUUUCAGUUUCUCUCUAAAAUGGGAGAGUUUUGGGACCACUGACUGACUUUCUUGAUAUGUGGUUCACCCUUAUGUAUUUCAACUACCUGUGUGUGUGUGUGUGUGUGUGUCUGCGUGUGUGUGUCUGCGUGUGUGUGUGUGUGUGUGCGUGUGUGCGUGUGUGCGUGUGUGUGUGUGUGUGUGUGUGUGUGUGUGUGUGUGUGUGUGAGAGAGAGUGUGAAUGAGAGUGUGAGUGUAGUUCUCAAUAUGUGAAUCAGAGUUGGAAAUGUGUUUUUUGACCUCAAAAUAAAACCACGCAUAUUUGUAA
This is a messenger RNA of Clupea harengus (Atlantic herring), 2308 nucleotides long. It is a transcript of the gene rgp1, whose product is annotated as GP1 homolog, RAB6A GEF complex partner 1. The record is from RefSeq and is a predicted model, not a curated record. Lineage: Eukaryota; Metazoa; Chordata; Actinopteri; Clupeiformes; Clupeidae.